AUGAGAAACCACACAAUAACAACAUUCAUCCUGCUGGGACUGACUGAUGACCCACGAAUGAAAGUUCUAGCUUUCAUCUUUCUUUUUUUCACCUACAUGUUGAGUGUAGCUGGGAACCUGACCAUUAUCUCCCUCACCCUCAUGGAUGGCCAUCUCAGGACAGCCAUGUACUUAUUUCUCCAAAAUUUCUCUUUCUUGGAAAUCUCAUUCACAACUGCCUGUAUUCCCAGGUUUCUGUACAACAUAGCAACUGGUGACAAGGUCAUUACCUACACUGCUUGUGCUGUUCAAGUAUUUUUUACUUACCUUUUUGGGAUAAUGGAAUUUUGUCUUCUAGCUACUAUGUCCUUUGACCGCUAUGUGGCCAUUUGCAAACCCCUGCAUUAUGUGACCAUCAUGAAUAACAGAGUCUGCCACAGGCUUAUCAUCAGCUGCUGGAUAGCUGGUUUGUUAAUCAUCAUUCCUCCACUUAGCCUGGGCCUCAAUCUGGAAUUCUGUAACUCUAAUGUCAUUGAUCAUUUCUUCUGUGAUGCCACUCCCCUCCUAAAGAUAUCAUGCUCAGACACAUGGUUCAUAGAGAGAAUGAUUCUGGUGUGUGCUGUCUUGACGUUCAUCAUGACUCUUGUGUGUGUUGUUCUGUCCUACAUGUAUAUCAUCAUGACAAUUCUAAGAUUCUCUUCUUCUCAGCAAAGGAAAAAAGUUUCAACCUGUUCUUCCCACAUAGUUGUAGUUUCCAUCACUUAUGGCAGCUGCAUCUUCAUCUAUAUCAAACCUUCAUCCAAAAAAGAGAUGGCUCUUAAUAAAGGAGUUUCUCUGCUCAUUUUUUUCUAUUUCACCCAUACCUGGAAAAUUAUCAAUAGUUUAAUAAUUAUUAUUUUCAUUGUUUAG
Messenger RNA from Odocoileus virginianus texanus, 888 nucleotides. RefSeq names its product olfactory receptor 6C2-like. Lineage: Eukaryota; Metazoa; Chordata; Mammalia; Artiodactyla; Cervidae. Gene Ontology annotation, biological process: G protein-coupled receptor signaling pathway. Gene Ontology annotation, cellular component: membrane. The record is from RefSeq and is a predicted model, not a curated record. Gene Ontology annotation, molecular function: olfactory receptor activity; G protein-coupled receptor activity.